Messenger RNA from Mus pahari (shrew mouse), 3441 nucleotides. It is a transcript of the gene Znf202, whose product is annotated as zinc finger protein 202. Gene Ontology annotation, biological process: regulation of transcription by RNA polymerase II. Lineage: Eukaryota; Metazoa; Chordata; Mammalia; Rodentia; Muridae. The record is from RefSeq and is a predicted model, not a curated record. The transcript is spliced from 7 exons. Bases 212 to 2131 code for a protein of 639 amino acids. Gene Ontology annotation, molecular function: DNA-binding transcription factor activity, RNA polymerase II-specific; RNA polymerase II cis-regulatory region sequence-specific DNA binding.
CAGAGGACCCACGUGUUCCGACCCGCUGGGCCCCGCGCGACUCGGAUCCCGCUCGGCUCUUUCGGCCGGGAGUGGGUGGGGGAGCACCGGGCAGGGGAGGAGCCGCCGGAGCCGCGGGAGACGUCCCUUAGGAGGAAGCCCUUGAGCUACCUGGUCUACGUUAAUGCCAGUGUGAGGGCUAAAUGGUGUGAUAACACCCAAGAGCCAGGAAAUGGCCACAGCCUUGGAGCCAGAGGACCAAGAUCUUUGGGAAGAAGAUGGAGUUCUGAUGGUGAAACUGGAGGAUGAUUUCACCUGUGGGCCAGAGUCUGCCUUGCAGGGCGAUGAUCCUGUACUGGAGACCUCUCACCAGAACUUCCGACGCUUCCGAUACCAGGAAGCAUCAAGCCCCCGAGAAGCCCUCAUCAGACUUCGAGAACUUUGUCAUCAAUGGCUGAGGCCAGAGAGGAGAACAAAGGAGCAGAUUCUUGAGCUGCUUGUGUUGGAACAGUUCCUCACCGUCCUGCCUGGAGAACUGCAGAGCUGGGUGCGAGGCCAGCGGCCAGAGAGCGGCGAGGAGGCAGUAACACUGGUGGAGGGUUUGCAGAAACGACCCAGGAGACCAAGGCGGUGGGUAACCGUCCAUGUUCAGGGCCAGGAAGUCCUGUCAGAGGAGACACUUCACCUAGGGCUGGAGCCAGAGUCCUCCAGUGAGCAACAAGAUCCAACACAGACCUUGACCACUGAGCAGCCCCAUGAGGAAGCACUCCGAAGCACAGAUCUGGGGACACCGGGACAGGAGACCUUGCAGCAUGAAGGGGAGCACCUGCCCCUGCCGGAAUGUGAAGUUUCAGUGUCCCAGGAUGUAGACCUUCCCACAGAACAAGGGUCUGGACACCCAGAGAUGGUUGCUCUUCUCACUGCUCUCUCUCAGGGACUGGUCACAUUCAAGGACGUGGCUCUAUGCUUCUCACAGGACCAGUGGAGUGAUCUGGAUCCAACACAGAAAGAAUUCUAUGGAGAAUAUGUCUUGGAAGAAGAUUGCGGAAUUGUGGUCUCUCUGUCAUUUCCAAUUCCCAGACUAGAUGAGACCUCCCAGAUUAGAGAAGAAGAGCCUCAGGUCCCAGGUGUCCAUGAGUCUCAAGAGCCUGCAGAACCAGAAAUCCUGAGUUUUACCUAUACAGGAGACAUUAGUGAAGCUGAGGAAGAAUGUGUUGAGCAACAAGAUACACACAAGUCUAUUUUGGCAAACACAGAAGUUCACCAGACUCCAGAUUGGGAAAUAGUCAUUGAGGAUAAUACCAGUAGACUUAAUGAAAGAUUUGGCACAAAUGUUUCUAAAGUUAAUAGUUUCACAAAUAUUAGGGAAACUAUGCCUGUUCACUCCCAAUCAGGGAGGCAGCAUCAUUGCCCUCUAUGUGCAAAAAGCUUCACAUGUAAUUCUCAUCUUAUUAGGCACUUAAGAACUCACACAGGAGAAAAACCCUAUAAAUGUAUGGAGUGUGGGAAAAGUUACACACGGAGCUCACAUCUAGCUAGGCACCAGAAAGUCCAUAAGAUGAACACUCCUCAUAAACAUCCUCCAAACCGGAAGACUAUGGAUGGCCCUUUGGUCCCGUCUGCUACCCGUGUGGAGAAACCAUAUACCUGUGAUGAUUGUGGAAAACAUUUCCGUUGGACGUCGGACCUGGUCAGGCACCAGAGGACACAUACAGGAGAAAAACCUUUUUUCUGUACUAUUUGUAGCAAAAGCUUCAGCCAGAAAUCUGUGUUAACGACACACCAAAGAAUCCAUGUUGGAGGCAAGCCCUACGUGUGUUCGGACUGUGGCGAGAACUUCAGUGAGCAGAAGCAGUAUCUGACACACCGCAAGACACACGUGUCUGAGGAGCACCAUCUGUGCAAUGAGUGUGGCCGCUCCUUCAGCCAUAGUGCAGCAUUUGCCAAGCACCUGAAAGGCCAUGCUUCAGUGAGGAACUGCCGCUGUGACGAAUGUGGUAAAACCUUUAGCAGGAGGGAUCACCUUGUCAGGCAUCAGCGAACACACACUGGGGAAAAGCCUUUUACCUGUGCUACCUGUGGGAAAAGCUUCAGCAGAGGCUAUCACUUAAUCCGGCAUCAGAGAGUCCACACAGGAAAGAACAAGACCUAGCUAGGGGCCAUAUGUGGAGCUUAAUUCCGCCGCCAACUGAGACGGAUGGGUUCUGUGUUCAACCUGAGAAGAACUUUUCUGAGGCAUCUCUGACCUGCCCGUACCUUACUAUCUAUCACCUUUUCCAACUACCAAACAGAAGCCCCAUCCAGAACGACUCAGCUCUUCUCAGAUGAGGCUUCUGUUUCACUGGCAUGCUCCUGCCUCUACCUCAUAGGUGUGGUGUAGGAGAUGUAGGACUUAGGAAAUUUGGGUCAUUGUAUUUUGAGAAACGUAGGCUGCUCUAGAUCCUGGAGUCUACUCGACAGCCUCAACUUCAGUGUGGUCAAGGAUAAGUAUGUAGGUCUGAUAAGCGACCAACUUAAGAGUCCUUAUCGGACUCAACCUUAAAGCACAAACCCUAAACUCAAGAUAGGAGGUUUGGGUCCUGAUAGAUUUGCCACACACUGACGGGAUAGCUACAGUUCCUCACUAAUUCGCCUCUUCACCGUACACUUUCCUUUGAUGCUGGAGACAAAGGGGAAGAAUUUUGAAGGACAAAUCCUUAAGACUCCUUCACGAGGAUUUUUGACAGGCUGCUCCUUUCCCCAUUGUCAAAAUGACACUAAGUGCCACAUACUGCUACAAAAGCGGGCCUAAGCAAAAGCCUCUUUGGGUGUACCACCCCUGUCUAAAUACUCCUGUCUACUAUUCAGCCACUGUCAGUUUGUCCCUUACAUGCCUACUGCAAAAGAGGUGUAGUACUGGAGUGCUGAAGAACUCAGUUAAAGCAUAAUUAAGACGUGAAAUCCAUUCCAUUCCCAUAUAAUGUUUAAGCCUGUCCUCCUCCAUUUGGCUUGUGAGAAGGGAUCUAAAGCUCUUGUUAGCAUAGAAAGGCACUGUAUCUAGUGCAGAAUCAUAACUGACCGAGAGAGACAGAGAAGAUAUAAAGCCACUUUGGAAGACUCUGAAACAGCUAUUGCCACUGGCUGAGACUAUUCUGACACCCAGUCCUUGGUAUGCCUGCCUGGGUUCUCUAAUGUCUGGGAAGAUUAUGAACCCGAGUACGUGGGACCCUGAGAAUUAAUCAGAAGUAAAGGGAUUUUUAUGUGUCUUGUGUUACUUGGUUUUUCAUGUGUAAGUUCAUUUUCAUGUAAUUGUGAACUAAAAAGUAGUAUCUCCUGGUGGCCUACGGGUCUUUUACCUGUUCAGUGUUCCCAGGAGGCUGAAAUUUUAUGACCUUACAUGUCUGAUAAUCUGAAAAGGACUGAGGACAGAUAUUCCAUAAAUGGAGCACAGGAUGUGGGGAUUAAAGCAUGAGAAGGCAGAUA